AUGGUUCGCCUCACCGCUUCGCUGAUUAAUAUGUCAGCACAGAAACAUAAUCCUGUUAGGGACUGGGAACUGGAUUUGAGAGGAUACAGAAUACCAGUUAUAGAGAAUCUAGGUGCAACUUUGGAUCAGUUUGACACAAUUGACUUCACAGAUAAUGACAUUCGUAAGUUGGACAAGUUCCCACUGCUGAAACGGUUGAAGCAUGUGCUUCUCAGCAACAAUAGGAUUGUACGCAUCUCAGAAAACUUACAAGAGAACCUUCCUAGUCUUGAAAGUUUGAUACUGACAAACAACAGUUUAAAAGAGUUAUCAGAUAUUGAUCCUCUUGGCACGAUUACCACACUCAAAUAUCUCAGCUUACUUGGGAACCCGGUUGCAGCCAAGAAAAAUUACAGAUAUUAUGUUAUUCACAAAAUCCCCAGCCUGAGGGUCUUGGAUUUCUGUAGAGUCAAAGAGAAGGAGAGAGAAGCAGCAGCAAAAUUGUUCAAAAAGAAGAAGAGUCAACCCGCACAAGCAACAGCAGCAGGAGAUAAAACAAAGGCAAAGACAUUCACUCCGGGCGAGAAACUGACUCCUGUUAAACCGGUUCCCUCAGGACCUCCUAAACAGGACAUUGCAGCAAUCAGGAAAGCAAUCGCUAAUGCCAAGACUUUGGAAGAAAUCGAUAGACUAAACCAGCUUUUGAAGUCUGGUCAGAUACCAGGGACGAAUGCAGAGCCCAGGAAAGCAUCCGCAGGGAAGGAAACGAAUAAACGAAAAGAUCAUUUUGAAGAAGAGGAGGAGGAGGAAGAGGAUGAAGAAGAAGACAAGAAUCAUAGCUCAGCCCCAAAAAGAAGGGCAACAAGUGAAAAGGAGGAAGAGAUGGAGACCGUUUGA
Messenger RNA from Candidula unifasciata, 876 nucleotides. The record is from the annotation of a GenBank genome assembly. NCBI's taxonomy places the organism in Eukaryota, Metazoa, Mollusca, Gastropoda, Stylommatophora, Geomitridae.